AUGUUCUUCCAUAAUGAUGACAUAGAAAAGGAAUACUUACAAAGCCAAGACCACCUCUCCAAAUAUUUUUUUACGAGUAAAAAUUACUUUUUUGGGUUCUUUGGGCAGAUUUUUGAGGCAGAGUAUAGCGAUAAAUUAUCAUUUAAACAGCAGCUGAAGUAUGAAAUCGUUGCAAACAUAGUGACCACUCUUCAAGCAACUUCUAUCAUUUGAUAUCCAAAUUUAGAAAUUUCAGAAUGAAGCUCUUAUAAGGAAUUCUGAAAAAUGAUAGGAAUUAUUAAUUAUGAUCAUGCUUGCGCGUUAUUUAAGAUGCUGGAAAUUUGCUACUAUGGAACGAUUUUUUUAAUAGGAAUUUGUUGCAUUUCUUUUGGAAUAUUUUUGGCUUGCUUUUACCUUACUCCCCCCUCCGUGAGCUGAUCAAACCAUUGGAAAAUUACCUAUUUUCUGGGUAAAAGCCCACACUCCGUAAGGUUUUUUAAUAUAAAAAUUCUUUAUGAGAAAAAUCUUACUAAAAUUAAUAUUUGCAUUUCAAAUAUUUUUUUUAAUUUUGAAAUAAAAAUUAUACCCCUUCGUAAGAGAACAAAAUUUUUUUGUUCGCUCAAGGAGGGGGAGUUAGAAAAGACCCAUCUAAUGUUUUAGUGCUUUUUAUAAGUAAAAUUGUUAAGAUGCUUUCAACAUUAUUUUUGAUUCCUUCUAUUAUGAUUUUCCUUAUUGUUUUAAAAUAGUCUUAGCUUAGCUUAUUAUUGAUAACAGUUUUUGGCCCAUAAUAUGCCUGAUGAAAAAAAAGGCCAAAUAGUUUUAAUUUUUCGAAAAAGGCCUUCUGUUUUAAAAUAUUCAAUUUUUAGUUCAAAUUCAGUUGAUGAAUUAGACGAUAUUGGCACCAAUGAUGUCAAUUUUGGUAUAAUUGGGAUAAUUAUUUCAGCUUUUUGCUUACUUAUAUUAGUUUUUUUGAUGGUUUUGUAUGAAAUUUUUUCGUGUGAUAUAAAUCAUUCAAAUUAUAAUAAAAAUAUUAAGGCUAGGGCAUGCGCAACUUUGGAUUUGCAAAGGCAGCUAUUUUUUAUAUUUAUGUGUAUAUCUUAUGUUUGUUUUGGAAAAAAUUUAGCAAUUUACCAUCAAAUUAUUUGCUGUAUUUACACAUUUUUGUUGGGAAUCAAAGCCACAAGAUUUUAUCCGUAUUUUAAUUAUAUUGAAAAUGCUAUCCAAGCCUGCAAAAUGUGAUCAAUUACUUUAACAUUACUGAUUUUUAUUUUUGGAAAUCUAUUAGACAACUCUCUCAUAAUUUUUGUUUUUUCCCUAAUUUUACAGCCAAUUUUACUUCUCUUUCUUAUUAACUUUACAUCAAAAAGAUACAAAACUCAUGGUAACGAUUUAAAUGACCCAGAAAAUCAAUUUGAUUUUGAAAGAAAAUAUCGUACCUCGCUAACUAAUCCAAAUCCCGACGAAAAAUAUAGAACUUUCUCUUCAAUAGCGCGAAAAUACGUGCAUCCUGGUUUAACUAAAAGGUCUUUGGACCAUGAAAUCUGCUAUUCCUUCUCCAUAAGAGAGGGAAAAUAGUAAAAAUGAAGAAUUCUGCCCGAUCCAGUUUCGAGAACUGGAAGGGAUUAUUUUGUUCUGAAUUAAGAAUACCUGAGUUAUUGUGGAAUUUUUAUUUCUUGCAAAAAUUUUUUAAUUUUAAUAAGUUUUGGUUCGUCAAAUGGUUCUGACGAGUUAAUUCUGACAGGCACUUGAAAUAAAAAAAUAAAUAAUUGUCAUAAUGUUUUAUUUUUCUGAUGUUAAGGAUGAUCAGAAAAUUUUAAUAAAUGGCACACGAUCAAAAAAACAAACUUAAAGACUAGUGAAAGCAAGCAUAAAUGUUAUAGCUAUAAGUGGUCAAGAUAUUUGAUAAUAAAAUAAUAAGAAUUCUAAUAAAUAGUUUUGUCAAAAUUUUAGCUAAUUUUUAGGAACUAACUUUUAUUUUUCUCAAAUUAAUUUUUAUUACUUUAAAUUUCGCUAUUUAAUGCUUUUGUUUUCUCUUUCAGAACUUGAACACAAGUUCAUUUUUGAACACGUUUUGUUCGUUUUAAACCGCCAUCUUGAUUUUGUAUCCAUAUAAAAAAAUUAAAACUCUUAAGUCACCACAUGCGGUUUCAUUGAAGACUUGAUUUUUGAGAACUAAAAUAAACUAUUUGGUGCCUUUAUUUUUCGCUUUCUGGACUCGAGCACAAAUUCAUUUUGGAACAUUUUUUGUUCGUUUAAAAAAAUUAAAACUCUUAAGUCACCACAUGCGGUUUCAUUCGAAGCAUCAUAUUUGAGAACUAAACUAACUCCCCCCCCCCCCUCCGUGAGCGAACAAAAAAAUUUUGUUCGCUCACGGAGGGGGGUUAAUUUUUUUUUUUAAAAAAAAAUUUAUAUAUAAAUUUUAUAAAAAAAUAUUUUUUUCGAAAUUUAAAAAAAUCCUAAUUUGCAAAAAUUGGGAAGCAAAUAUUAAUUUAAUUUGCAAAAUUUAUGUUUUAAAAAGCAAUUUGUUUAAAAUUAAACAGAAUUAGCUCUAGAUUUCAUUAUACUAAUUAUCACUUAUAUAUCAAAAUUUUUUUCCAUUAAAAUUUUUUCUAUUAAAAAAAUUUUUGUUCACUCACGGAGGGGUGGGUUUUUGGUCAAAAAAUGGCGAUUUUUCUAAUGGUUUUGUUCGCUCACGGAGGGGGGGGGGGGAGUAAGAUAUUUGAUGCCUUUAUUUUCCGCUUUCUGGACUCGAGCACAAAUUUGUUUUUUAGACAAUUUUUGUUCGUUUAAAGCCGCCAUCUUGAUUUUGUACACUAUAUAAAAAAUUUAAAACUCUUAAGUCACCACUUGCGAUUUUAUUGAAGACUUGAUAUUUAAAGUAUUUAAAACAGUUAUUUGAUGCCUUUAUUUUCCGCUUUCUGGACUCGAGCACAAACUCAUUUUUUAACAAUUUUUGUUCGUUUAAGCCGCCAUCUUGAUUUUGUACACUAUAAAAAAUUAAAACUCUUAAGUCACCACUUGCGGUUUUAUUGAAGACUUGGUAUUAAAGUAUUAUAACAGCUAUUUGGUGUCUUUAUUUUUCGCUUUCUGGACUCGAGCACAAGUUCAUUUUUUAACAUUUUUUGUUCAUUUAAGCCGCCAUCUUGAUUUUGUACACUAUAUAAAAAAUUAAAACUCUUAAGUCACCACUUGCGGUUUUAUUGAAGACUUGAUAUUUAAAGUAUUAAAACAGCUAUUUGGUGUCUUUAUUUUCUGCUUUCUGGACUCAAGCACAAAAUUCAUUUUUUAACAAUUUUUGUUCGUUUAAGCCGCCAUCUUGAUUUCAUAAAUAAUUAAAAAAUUAAAACUCUUAAGUCACCACUUGCGGUUUUAUUGAGAACUUGAUAUUUGAAAACUAAAAUAAGCUAUUUGGUGUCUUUAUUUUCCGCUUUCUGGACUCGAGCACAAAUUCAUUUUUUAACAUAUUUUGUUCGUUUCUAUUCCAUUUAUUAACAUUUCUGAUCAUCCUUAACAUCAGAAAAUUAAAAAAUUAUGGCAAUUUUUUAUUAUUUAUUUCAAGUACUAGCCAGAAUUGGCUCGUUAAAACUAUUUGACGAACCAAAAAUAUAUAUUAAAAUUAUAAAUUUUUGCAAGCAAUCAAAAUUCCACAAUAACUCAGGUAUUCUUAAUUCAGAACAAAAAAAUUCCUUACUUCCCCCCCCAUCCUUGAUCGAACGACUCGCCAUCGUUCGAUCAAGGAUGGGGGUUUAAAAACAAUUUUUUUGGGGAAAAAAAUUUUAUAUAUAAAAUAAAAAAUAUAUAUAUAUUUUUUUUUUAUUUACUUUUAAUAAAUAAGAGGGUUAAGGGUAUUUAAUAAUUGUUUUUAGAGCAAAAAAUUUAAUUAAUUUCAUAAAAAUACCAAUUUUUAAUAUUUUGAUUUAUUAGUUACCCCUUUAAACUGUAUAAAUUUUAAUUUGUUCCUUAUUAAAUUAAUUUUUUUUUUUUUUAAAAUUUUUAAAGAUCUAUUUUAUUAGAUUAUUAAUUUUUUAAGCCUAGAUUGAUGACUAAAUCACUUCGGAUAGUUGAUUUCGAAGCUUUCUGUCGUCUCAAAGUCUCUGAAAACAACUUCAUUAGGUGCAUCUUCCCAAGCUUUUGAUAACUAAUAUAUUUUUAUACAUAUAAAAGUUGCAUGAUAUGAAAAUCGUUCGAUCAAGGAUGGUGUUAAUUUCCCAAUUUUUAGGAAUUUUUACAGUCAAUCGUUCGAUCAAGGAUGGGGGGGGAGUUAAAGUUCUCGAGAAUGGAUCGGGCAGAACUUUUCAUUUUCACUCAUUGCCUCUCUUAUGGAGAAGGAAUAGCAGAUUUUCAUGGUCCAAAGACCUUUUAGUCAAACUAAGAUGCACGCCUUAUCGCGCUAUUGAAAAGAAAGUUCUAUAUCAAAUAUUAAAGCUAUUUAGCAAGCAUCAAAAAUUGAUUUAUUUCAAUAGAGAUAAGCUAUUUGUGAUAUGAGAAUUUAAUUUCUGCAUUUCCGUUAUCAAUGAUGAAAGACUUGCCCGAGUAAAGCUAACUAAACUAGCUUUUUGUAAAAAUAGCCUUGAAGGAGAUGUCCAAGAAUGGAGAGUUUAUAACUGGCUAAAGACUACAAAAGGCUUCGAAUUUCCUGAGGUGUUAUAUUUAGAGUACUUGCAAGAUAUUGGGAUAUUAAAAGAGCGUGAUGAGGAAUUAUGCAAUAUUAUCAUACAAUUGCAAACUGAAUUUGCAUCUAGAGCUCCAAAAAUGCGGUCCCUAGUAGAACUGUCAACAAAAACAUCAAAAAUCUUGUAUAGAGUGAAUGAAGGGUAUAAUAUGGCUGCUGAAAAAUAUAAAAAUUCAGAAACUUUUGAUUUAUAUGCAAGCUAUUUGGAAAGGAUAUUAAAGGACCAUAGAGAAGCAAAUAGAAUAAAGAAAAAAGCCAGCAGGGUUGAUUAUUCAUAUAGAAAAGAUAACUUACUAGAAAGAUAUGGAAACCAUAUCGGGAUAUUGCUGAUUUCCUGUCAAGAUAGCUGCUUUGGGAAUAUUAUUUAUAUGAACGAAAAAGCCUCAGAAAUAUUAAAAUUGCCUAUGAUAGAAGUCUAUACUAGCACAAUUUUUACCUUUCUUCCGCAUCUAUAUGGUAACACUCAUGAAAAACUUAUGAAAAAAUUUAUCAAUCAUUCGGAAAGUGUAGAAGUCCCAUUUCAUAAUCAAUUGUUCUUCCAAAAUCAAUAUGGGUUUCUUACAGAAUGCAAUAUGCUUAUAAGACUAACUGCUUUUCAUAAUAAUAGCUAUUUUCUUAUAUCUUUUCAACAAAGGCAUACUCAAAGGCAAUUUGCAUUGAUUUCUGAUGAAGACGUAAUAUUAGGCCAUUCAGAAUUUUUUUCUAACUGUUUAGGCUGCUCUUCAAAAUACGUAAAAAAUAGCUACUUUGCCGAUUUAUGUCCUUUUAUAGACAUUGAUAAGCUUAAAGAAAAUAAAUCACAAAAAGCAAAUAUCAAUAAUAAAGAAAUGUGCUUUAUAUAUGCUAAAAAAACAAUUAGAAAUGAAAGACUUAUCCCUUUUAUGUUAUUAUUUGAUUUAUUAAAAUCAAAUAUAUCUAUUAAUUUUUCUAAAAAAUUAUUUUAUAAAGAAGCUAAUAUUUUAUGUAUAAUUGACAAUGACUCAAAAAUAAAAAAAUUCGAAAAAGAUAAGCAAGAAAAUCGACAUGAGAAUCCUAAAUCUUGAAUAGCAUAUGAGAAAAUUGAAGAUGGAUCUCUAGAAAGUGAACAUAAUAAAGAAACUAAAGAAAAAACGUCUAAAUCUCAAAUAUCAUUUAAAGAUGUUGAUUAAAAUUAAUUAGUAGGUAUGUAGGAUUAUUGGAGCCCAUCGUCGAUCCAAAGAAAGUUUCGCGUUGGUGCUAGACUAUCUUCACCCUGCCCUUUUCACUUCUGAAAUCACCAAAAAAUGGCGACGUAGGAGGUCUCCCGGGAGACUGCCCUUCCGUCUACUUGGUCCCAGCAAGCUUCAAAAGACUCGCUAAACCCCUGACAAGUUUUGGAUCAUUGUGAACCCCUUGCCUCCUCAAUGGUCUGUCUAAACCGUAUUAAAGACUCAGCAAUGCUGCAAGGAGUACUGAGUAGCAUUGACCGGUAGGUGCGUUUCCAAGCCAGGAAAAAAAGACCAAUGUUUAGCCCCUAUACCAAAAACCCACCCCAGAUACUAUUGUAUGUGGCUUUUCUCCUCUGGGUCCCUAUCAACUCUCGGACCACUAAGGACACCAUUUUAAUAAUUCUAAAGAUGUUGAAGAUGCUUUACUUAAUACCCACGAUAAUUCUCCAAAACAUCAUAUAUCUUCAGACGAUCAAGUUAGCAAAUCUUCAUCAGCUAUUCUAAGUAAAAUUUAUGAUAAUUUUGAUUAAAUCGAUUUUUUUAAUUAUUUUUAAUUUAUAUUUUCCUGAUCAAUUGAAAUCUAUUUAAAAUUGCAAAAAUGCUUAUUUAAUCACAGUGAUAUAUUCAGAACAAUCGCAAGAUUUAAUUUUGAAGUCUAAGAAGUGGAUAACGAUACUUAAGUGGGUGCUAUUUAUUGUGGUAAAAAAUAAACAGACUCUAGCUGUCAUAGUAACAAUGGGCUCAAUCAUGGCCAAUAUUGUGAAUGAUGUAAAUUUAACCUCAUCAAUGAUUAUUUUUCGAAACCUAGGAGAUCUUCUAUAUAAUAUUGGAUUAACCGCUGAUUCCGCAAGAACGAUCGACAAAGCAAAAAUGGCUAACUUUGAUUAUUCAGCUCAAAUAGUAAUAUUUGCAAAUGUAAUGAAAGAAAUCCAAACCAUUCAGAAUGACAUUUUAUCUGAUUUUGAGCAUUGAAAGUUUUGCUCUGCUUAUGAUGUUACGACUCAUCCUUUGAUCCCAAUGUGGUCUUUUGAUGAAAAAUCACCGUAUGUAAUAUACGAAAAUAUGUAUAACGCUAUAGAAAGUUUUUUAUUUCAUGUAAAUCAUAUUUAGAUACGAAAUAUGAACGAUGCAUUGAAAAAUAACAAAACAUAUAAAAUGCAUUCUAAAUUUUUGAUCCUUAAUGGAUUAGGCCAAACUUAUGAUUCUUUAAAUCAUACAAUAUUAGAUUUAGAGGACUGUGCAAUUAGCCAAAUAGAAUCGAUAGGAAAUUUGAUAUAUUUACUGAUAUUGUGGGGAAUAAAAUUGACGGUUAUUUGAUAGGAGAUUUUUUUCUCGUAUGAUAUUUCCUUACUCCCCCCCUCCGUGAGUGAACAAAACCAUUAGAAAAAUCGCCAUUUUUUGACCAAAAACCCACCCUCCAUGAGUGAACAAAAAUUUUUUUUAAUAGAAAAAAAAUUUAUGGAAAAAAUUUUUGAUAUAUAAGUGAUAAUAGCAUAAUGAAAUCUAGAGCUAAUUCUCUGUUUAAUUUUUAAAUAAAUUGCGUUUUAAAACAUAAAUUUUAUAAAUUAAAUUAAUAUUUGCUUUCCAAUUUUUGCAAAUUAGGAUUUUUUUUAAAUUUCGAAAAAAAAUAUUUUUUAUAAAAUUUAUAUAUAAAUUUUUUUUAAAAAAAAAAAAAUUAACCCCCCUCCGUGAGUGAACAAAAUUUUUUUGUUCACUCACGGAGGGGGGGAGUUAGAGCUAUUUUCCUGUGGGACAAUUGCUGGGAAAAAACUUAAUAUUCUUUCAUAUCGCGAGGGAAAAAUUUCGACUGAAAAUGCAUGAGGAAAAUAUUGUGAUAAAAUGCUAUAGAUCCAGGGAAUAAUAAUCCUUGCAAUUUUGUUCGGGACUAUUCUUUUAUUUAUUUAUCUUACAGCAAGAAAAAUAGAUGAAUUUUGGAAUUUUUUUAUAAAAAAAUUCCAAAUCUCUAUGAUGAAAUUAAAAAGUGAAGCCAUGGAAAGGCUUAUAUAUGCUCACAAUACGGAGGCAAGUCCUGAAGAAAGUGUUAACACAGGUCGAAUUAAAACAAAACGAAAAGUUAGGACUUGGAUAGAAAUUACUUUUACUUGGAAAAUCCUUAUAUUUGUCGUUAUUUCUGCGUCGUAUUAUUUUUUGAUGUAUUUUUAUCUGUACCCAGACUGCCAAAGCUAUAUGAUAAAUAGGCCAAAACUUCUGGCUCCCCCUCCGUGAGCGAACAAAAAAAUAUUGUUCGAUCACAUGGAGAAUUUUUUUCAUUUAAUUUUUUUUUUUCAAAAAUCCCCGUUUGCAAAAAUUGGAAAUUUGGAAAGCAAAAAUUAAUUUAUUAUAUAAAAUUUAAAUUUUAAAAUGUAAUCUAUUUAAAAUUCAACAGAGUUAGCUAGAGAUUUCAAUUUAAUUAUUAUCAUUUAUAUAUCAAAAUAUUUUUUUUAAUAUAAAAUUUGUGUUCGCUUACAGAGGGUGGGCUUUUGGCCAAAAAAUAAAGAUUUAUCUAAUGGUUCGCUAACGGAAGAGGGAGUGAAUAUAUUUAAUUUAAGGAGAUCUUUAGUUUCCAGAGUAAGUAUUUUUUCCAGAGAUGUAUAUACUCCUUAUUUCAAAAAUAACUUUAUAUCAUUAUAUGGCUUUGCUAAUUCUCACACUGUGACAGAUGUGGACGUUAAAAUCCUUAAAGAAAAAAAUAAAGAACUUCGCGAGGAGAAAUUCAUGAAAAUCAUGUCAAAGGAAUUGAAAGAAAAAAUUUUUGAGAGCAGCAAUUUAACACAUCCGCUGCUGAAGUAUGGCUCUGAAACUGCUAUUGAAAUAUCAAUUGAUGAUAAUUAUUAUAUUGCUGCCAACCCUACUCUGCCACCACUUGGUGUUUUUCAAUAUGUGGCAGUUCUUCAAAUACUACAAAAUAAUAUUGAUAUGGAAUUUCAAUUAGCUGAUGGAGAUUCCCAUGAUGCUAUAGAACGUCAAUUGAAUGUUAUUAUAGCUACCACUGCGAUUUAUAUAAUAAUUUUUUGUGGGCUUUAUUUUAUUUAUUAUUUGCCAUUUCUCCAUUAUCAAAUAAAGCAACUUAAUUGGCUUUCGUAUUUGAUUGAGAUAUUGUCCACAGAAUAA
Messenger RNA from Blepharisma stoltei, 8949 nucleotides. The record is from the annotation of a GenBank genome assembly. Lineage: Eukaryota; Ciliophora; Heterotrichea; Heterotrichida; Blepharismidae.